Messenger RNA from Ceratosolen solmsi marchali, 1924 nucleotides. Its product is annotated as ATP-dependent DNA helicase Q1. The coding region runs from base 1 to 1791 and encodes 596 amino acids. Gene Ontology annotation, cellular component: chromosome; cytoplasm. The record is from RefSeq and is a predicted model, not a curated record. Gene Ontology annotation, molecular function: four-way junction helicase activity; 3'-5' DNA helicase activity; ATP binding. The transcript is spliced from 3 exons. Lineage: Eukaryota; Metazoa; Arthropoda; Insecta; Hymenoptera; Agaonidae. Gene Ontology annotation, biological process: double-strand break repair via homologous recombination.
AUGUUUGCUAGCAGCAGUUAUAAAAAUAUUGACAACGGAGAUUACGAAGUGACAGAAGAGGACGAAUUAGCGGCUAUCGAUUACGAGCUAAGGCAAAUAGAAUGCGAAUGCCAGAAGCUGACAGACCGUAAAAAAGUUUUGAUCGAUAGGAAGCAAAAAUUAAAGGACAAUGCGUUGCUUAAAAAAAGUUACAGUCUGGCGAAGAAAAAUUGGAAUACAGAGAAUUUUUCUUGGUCAACGAGUCUCAAAAGAUCCUUAAUCGAUGUUUUUAAAAUCGAUCGACUCAGGCCCUUGCAACUACAAACGAUGAAUGCUUUUCUAUCAAAUGAAGAUAUCAUUCUUGUAAUGCCAACGGGCGGAGGGAAAAGCUUGUGCUAUCAGUUGCCUGCUGUAAUAAGCAAAGGUAUUACGAUCGUAGUAUCUCCGUUGGUUGCUUUAAUGGAAGAUCAACUUUACGGCUUACACAGACUGAAAGUGAAUGCUAUGAUGUUGAAUUCAAAGGCUCCAAAGGAAGACGUUAAAACAAUAAUGAUGGGAUUAAUAGACAAUAAGUCUGAUUUACGAUUGGUAUACGUAACGCCAGAAUAUAUGGCCAAGUCGAAUCGCUUUAUGAGUAAGUUGCAAAAGGCUUUUGAAAUGAAAAGAUUAGAUCGCUUCGCCAUAGACGAGGUUCAUUGCUGCAGUCAAUGGGGUCACGAUUUCAGGCCCGACUACAAGUUCUUGGGGAUUUUGAAGACGAUGUUUCCUGGAAUCCCGAUUCUCGGCCUCACCGCAACAGCACCAGCAAAAAUCAUAGUCGACGUUCAAAAGAUGCUGGAUAUUCAAGGUUGUCUUGUGCUUCGAGCAUCAUUUAAUAGGCCAAAUCUGUUUUAUGAAGUGCGUCGUAAGCUGUCGGAUAAAGACAAAUGUACAGAAAUGAUCGUUAAUCUUUUGAAAAAUCGGUUUUCAGGAAAGUCGGGAAUCAUUUAUACAACAACGAUCAAAGAGUCCGAGCAAUUGAAGGCCGAUUUGAGGGGCCACGGAUUAAAAGUUGGCUGUUAUCACGCGAUGCUCGAAGCCGAGCACCGAACAAAAGUAUAUUCAAAGUGGAUAACCGGCGAAUAUCAAGCCGUCGUAGCGACAAUAGCAUUUGGCUUGGGCAUCGACAAACCGGAUGUGCGAUUCGUCAUUCACCACUGCAUUUCCAAAUCCAUGGAGAACUUUUAUCAAGAGAGCGGUAGAGCAGGACGCGACGGUAAAAAGUCGACCUGCAUACUCCUUUAUCGGCUCAUGGACGUUUUUAAGCUCAGUACGAUGGUAUUUCAAGACAAGGUGGGUCUACAAAAUCUCUAUAAAAUACUAGCCUAUUGCCUCGAUCGGACCUCGUGCAGGCGGAGCCUCAUUGCCACGCAUUUCGAGGAGACGUGGACGAAGAGUGACUGCAAGGAGAUGUGCGACCAUUGCUUAAAGUCUCAACAAAAAAAGGAGCUGGAUAUAGGGCCUUACUGCAGGCAUCUUUAUCAGAUAAUAGCCAAUGCCGCGCAGGGUGAGCAGAAAUUGACUCCGUUGAAAUUGAUCGAUGCCUGGUAUAAUAAGGGUGCGGCGGCACUGAGGGUAGCCGGCGUGCCCACACCUAAGUUUCCCCGGGAAAUUGGUGAAGCCAUUGUUGGGCAUCUUUUAAUCAAUGGCUACUUGCAAGAGGAUUUUCAUUUCUCAGCGUACUCCACGUUAACCUACGUGAAAAAGGGACCGAAGUCUGGAUUGGCUUUGGCUAACGAUCACAAAAUCAUCGUUGAAAUGAUGGAUCAUUAAGAAAGAUAAGACCUAACGACGAUGGGGCCUGUACAAUAAUUAAGAAGAUUAAGAAUCCCCUCGCUAGCCCUGUACAUAUAUAAUUGGCUCUCGUGUAAAUAUAUCUUAUAAAUGUAAAAUAUUAUACAUUAAA